This is a messenger RNA of Centruroides sculpturatus (bark scorpion), 1877 nucleotides long. Its product is annotated as constitutive coactivator of peroxisome proliferator-activated receptor gamma-like. The transcript has 5 exons. NCBI's taxonomy places the organism in Eukaryota, Metazoa, Arthropoda, Arachnida, Scorpiones, Buthidae. Gene Ontology annotation, cellular component: nucleus. The coding region runs from base 46 to 1830 and encodes 594 amino acids. The record is from RefSeq and is a predicted model, not a curated record.
GGAAAAUAUUACGUCAUCCUAUCACGUGACUCGCUAAGGUGAAUCAUGGGUGUGAAAGGUCUUUCUUAUUUUGUAGAUAAUGACUGUUCAGAGGUAUGCAAAAGGAUCUAUAUUCCUGAAUUAGCAUCCAGAUAUUCAGUUGGAGGUACACCUGUAUUAGUAGUGGAUGGAAUGUCUUUAAUUAAUAAAAUGAUCCAGAAAGACUCAAAUUGGGUUUAUGGUGGACAAUGGAUGGAAUAUAUCGAGAAUAUAAAGGCAUUUGUGAAUAAAUUCCAACAGUUUGGUAUAGAAUUAGUGUUUUUUUACGAUGGUUCGGUUUGCAAAUCAAAAAGGACUGAAUGGGUUAGCAGAAGAAAGAAGCAUCUUUCAGAAACGGAUGGUGUGUUUUAUUAUAUCAAAUCUACAAAACGUCAUCCUCCGGAAACAAUGUUUCUUUUGCCUACGGGAAUGGGUUCAUUAACGCGCUGUAUUCUGAAAUACGAAUUUCAUUGUGAAAUUCGGACUACCAUCGGUGAAGCGGAUCAAGAAAUCGCCGAUUAUGCCAAUAGAAAUUCUAACUGUUUCGCUAUUCUUAGUCAGGAUAGUGAUUUUAUAAUAUACAACACAAAGCCGUAUUUGUCCAUUAAUCAUUUGAAUAUGGAUACAUUGAUUACUGUUAUGUACGAUCGGCAUCAAAUGGCAAGAGAGAUUAACCUCGAUGUUUCACUUUUUCCACUAUUAUCAUGUUUAUUAGGCAACGAUAUUAUCCAAGCAGAUGGUCUUAGAAACUUUCAUAAAUCUCUGUGUGGAUUGCCUUAUAGAAAUCCAAGAAUCUCAGAAUUAGUGCCCAGAACUGUGGAAUUAAUUCGUAGGAAUCGGUGGACUGGACAAGAAAUUGAACAUAUCGCCUCAGUUACGAAUAUUGAUGUGAAAUCAUUGAUCCAAGGAAUCUCUGUAUAUUCCCUCUGUAACGAUGUUCACAACUUACCUUACGAACAUACAGACACAUUAGCUAUAGCUCGAAAAAUAACAGUUAACGGGGAAGGACCUCCCGUUAUUUAUACAUUGAUGUGUAGACAAGAAUAUGAAUCUUCCGAACUUUUAGAAGACAGAAAUAAUACUUUAAUAAAACCUUCAGCUCUCGUUUACAGGGAAGUAAGGAAAAGAUUAUAUUUUAUACUUUUUGAAAAUAAAAGUGUAACUGUAAAGGAGUGGUGCGCUUAUCACGGCAAUCCUAUGGAAAAGCCCGAGUACGUAGUACCCGAAGAACUAGAUUAUCAAGGUCCAAAACUAAAUCUCUCAGUAUUAUGGUCCAAUAAACCAGAGUUUUUCGAUCAUCAGUGGGAAUUAUUCAGAUCAUGCUUCGGAAUAAGUAUACCAUCUCCAGAGCUGAAAAAAAUGCCGGAAGAGUUUAUGACACUCUGUUGUGUCCUAAAUUUUUUAAUCUUACGCCCGCAUCUCAGCGGCAUCGAAGUUUGGGAGGUGAUAGCUUUUAUAUGUCAAGCCAUUUCUCCCUACGCCAGAAAUGCCGACGAAAUUAGGAAAAUUUAUGUGAAAGAAGUAGAUGCCAGGGCGGUACAACUGGCUGCACUUUUCAUGAGAGGAGUAAAUCACGUGGACUCGGUUGCUACCGUGUGUAUUGGAUUUUUUCCCCGUUAUUACAUCAUGCCCUGGCAUUUUUUUGAUGGAAAAUUAUUUCAUCAUUAUUAUCUCAUGGCUAAGAAUGGGGCUACUCUGAAAACACUGUGUGAAAAUCAGGCAAAAGUCUCGGAAUUACUUCAUUCACUCUACCGAGUAAUCAAGAUGGGAACUCCAUUUCCUCAGACACUCUCUGACCAAUGUUUGAGAUAAUUAAAACCACUAAAGAGAAGCCACACUUCUAAAGAAUGAUUCAUUUU